Paramuricea clavata is the source of this 306-nucleotide messenger RNA. Lineage: Eukaryota; Metazoa; Cnidaria; Anthozoa; Malacalcyonacea; Plexauridae. The record is from the annotation of a GenBank genome assembly.
AUGUUACUAAGCAGUUUAAAUACAUCCCUCGAACAAUUAGUAAGGAAAAGGGAUUUGAUACGGGAAUUAGACCAGAAAAUCGAAGCGAAAACUACAGACGAAAAGAACUUAGAAACGGAGAUAUUCGAAGCCGAAGAACUGAGCUGUGACCUGGAAGAAAAGAUCAACCACAUUCGUAAGUACAUUGACUUAUCUAUUAGCGCUUUGAACAAUCCAUCUACUGUAUCUACACAAGAAAAUACUGGCUCAAGUUUGCCAUCUGUUUCACAAAAUACAAAUACAGAACCGUCAUCUGCAGCAGCCGAU